UUUUAAUUAUUCUAGGCUUAAAUGAUAGUAUCAAUAAGGAAUCACAUCUUUGGUCAGAAUUCUGUAAUAGAUACAACUCAAGUUGCGAAGAAUUACCACCUCCUUUCAACAAAAAUCUCAAUAACUUUCAAAAACUUAUUCUUCUUCAUGCUUUAAGACCAGAUCAGUUAGCUUCUGGGAUUAUUGACUUCAUCCGAAAAGAAAUGGGAGAACAAUUUUUGAAUCCUCCUCCUUUUGAUCUGAAUGAAGCCUAUGAAGAAUCAGCCUGGUUCACACCCUUAAUUUUUAUUCAAUCUCCAGAAAGUGAUUCAAUGGAUACAUUACUAUCAUUUGCAAAAAUUAAAAACAAGACUGAUAAGUUGAGAAUAAUUUCCUUAGGAGAAAAUCAGGAAAAGGUUGCAGAAAUCAUCAUUAAAGAGACAAUUAGUGAUGGGGGGUGGAUAUGUCUACAGAACUGUCAUUUAGCUCCAAAUUGGCUGUUAACAUUAGAAAGAAUCAUUGAUGGAAUUGAUUCAAAUGCAGAAUUCCCGGAUAUCAAACUUUGGAUGACUACUAUUUCUUCUGUUAAAGUAAAUAUUUACCCUAGUUAUUAUUUAGGAUUGGUGGAUUCUAGCUAG
Molecule: messenger RNA, 617 nt
Organism: Nezara viridula (southern green stink bug)
Lineage: Eukaryota; Metazoa; Arthropoda; Insecta; Hemiptera; Pentatomidae
Source: the annotation of a GenBank genome assembly